Messenger RNA from Caenorhabditis sp. 36 PRJEB53466, 2435 nucleotides. NCBI's taxonomy places the organism in Eukaryota, Metazoa, Nematoda, Chromadorea, Rhabditida, Rhabditidae. The record is from the annotation of a GenBank genome assembly.
AUGGCACCGAGAAAAACGCAGAAAAACAGCGCCGAUGAUGAGACUUAUGAAGUCGAAAGAAUUGUGGACCAUGUGGACUUCCUCCACGCUUACAAGAGAUAUUACAAAUAUAACGAUGAUAAGUACAAGGACAUGUUCAAGGUUUUCUCCAUAAAUGUUUUUAAAAGUAUGAGACGUCGUGCGUAUUACAGGAAAAACGGAAUAGCUCGAAUCUGAAGGACGUGUUUGUCGUUAGCAAGGUUUUCUAUCAGGUAAAACGGUUUGAAUACCGAUUCAAAAGUUCAAAAACCAAUAUGCUUUUAAGGUGAAAUGGUUGAAAUUCAGUACGACCCACAUGACUUGGGAGCCGGAGCACUCGCUCGCAGAUCUGGACACUCUUGGCGAGUACAAGCAGAUCAACAAUCUGCCGAGACCGGUGAUCUCUCUCAAAAUUAAGCCGGGUGCCAACAUGCACAUCUGUGGAUCUCCCUACGAAGCGCCGGAGGUUCUUUCCGACAGAGUGGAUAUCCGUAUUGCCAAACUCACGGAAGCACGGAUGAACAAUCUGCACGUAUUCUUGCACGACGAAUACUACAACGCUAAAUUCGGUCUCGUCAAGAUAACCCAAUACAAAUGGAAAUGGAAGAAAAGAUACGGACUGCAGUACUGUAAGGCGGCGAACGACAUCGUCAGAGUGAAAGAUGUCGACCUCACACAUGUGAGCCAUUUGCCAAACAGAUUCUGAAAUUUUAUAAAGUUCUUACAGCCACACACAGAGUGCAAUGACAUUCCGACGGUGGUGCAAGCGCAACAGAAGACGGACAGAUCGUUUCUCCAGCUUAUUAUCAAGUGGGACUUCAGCAAAUAAAUAAAAAUUGCAUCAUUUUCAGACAUGAAAACAUUCUUAAAAUGCGUGAUUGCUUUUUUGUCUCUAACGGAAAUGUGAGCUCGAAAAUCAGGCAGAUUUACAACUGGUCUCACCAAUCUCUUCGCCAGAGAAUUCGAGAGGAAAAGAAAGCCGAUUGGAAGAAGUUUGAUUUUUUCUGCUAGCCAUCACGUCUCAACUUGUUCAAUUUGCAGAGUGUGUCGCGACAUGCUCAACGCAUUUUCCUACAUUCAUACUAACGGAAUUCACCAAGCUGUGUCCCUGGACAGCAUCAUGUUCAAUAGCAACGGAACGUUUCAAUUAUCCGGUUUCAAAGAUUUCACAUUCUCCAAAAGCAUACCAAUGAACGAGGUGAAAAGUUAUUCGAUCGAGCUGGCACCGAGGAAGUUCGGUCUCAGAGAUCAUUUCAUCAGCAGCACCGUCGAUUUGUACGCUCUCGGAAUCGUCCUUCUUCAAUGCACCUGCAAAAGAAACGUGUUCCCCGCGAAGCUCAGAUCCGUUGAUGAAAUGGAGCAAAAAAUCAAAAAGGCCAUGGACGACCUGGAAACGGACGACGAUCGUCAUUUCGUGAAACUGUUGAUCCGUGCUCGGGAGCACAUUCACAAUGGCUCAGGAACGUGGCGCUUCUCGUCCCAAUCGCUCCUCGCGCAUCCAGUUCUGGCGAAGAAGAAAAAAAUGAUGUCUGUCGACUGCUACUACCUUCACAGUCCGAAAGCUCAGCCAAUUGUCAGUCAUUUUUAGUUUCUCAAAAAAGUGGAAGUGCUCAAAUGAAUGUUUUCAGAAAGAUCGCGUCUUCUUCACUUCCACAGAUACUGCUCAAGAAGCCUACGAACGCCACGUGGAUAUGUAUCAUGAGCCCGGCAAGAAGACGUCCUUCCAGUAUCUGCUCGUGUGCUCGGACAAUUUCGCGAGAGACCGCUCUUCAACUGUGCAGAUUUGUGACGAAGAGGACUUCAAGUUCGUGGCGGAGGAAGACGUUGGGAACCAGAAAAAGCAAUUGCUGAUUCUUCCGACGAUUCUGACGCCGUACCGCGCUGAAGAGAACGAGCAGGACUUUUUGGUGCUCUACCGUCAAGAGUUCGGAUGUGCUCCGAUCAUCGUCAAGGUAAGAAAGAAUGUGUCAGGAUUGAGUAAUUGGUUCUGAUUUCAGGGUAACAAACUGACGGAUGCGGAGCUCACUCGCCAACUCAAGAGAUACGUCAUUCCCUCGAAAUUCCGCGGAUUCGAUAUGAAGAUGUUCUCUCGCAGAAACAGUGGAGAGCAGAAGACUUCUCCUGUCAAAUGUGAGCUUUCCCAACAUUCUGACUGAUUUGACCAUCAUUUUUCAAAUAUUUCAGUCACCUUGAAUGAAUACAUUCUGAAUCUGGUGCCGACUGACGGCCGAGUCAUUGAAAAUCGAUUCGAAGUGGUUGAGGAGCGCGCAAGAAACGGACUGAGUGCGAAGGAGUUGGAAUGGAAGGAUGUGGCCGGAUGCGCGCAGCACGGGAUUCAGGUCGACGUAGAGGAGAACGGGGAGCUCGCGGAGCCGCCGGCGAAGAAGCAGAAAAGAUGCAAACGAAGCGCUCAUUGA